Ailuropoda melanoleuca (giant panda) is the source of this 2762-nucleotide messenger RNA. RefSeq names its product diacylglycerol lipase beta (gene DAGLB). Lineage: Eukaryota; Metazoa; Chordata; Mammalia; Carnivora; Ursidae. Gene Ontology annotation, cellular component: cytoplasm; plasma membrane. Bases 95 to 2110 code for a protein of 671 amino acids. Gene Ontology annotation, biological process: neurogenesis; diacylglycerol catabolic process; arachidonate metabolic process. The record is from RefSeq and is a predicted model, not a curated record. Gene Ontology annotation, molecular function: triacylglycerol lipase activity. The transcript is spliced from 15 exons.
GCCUGCGCCGAGUCGCAGUCGGUUUGGGGUUGGAUCCCGGAGGGCGCGGGGCUCCGAGUAGCCGCCAGCGCGCUCGGGCAGCGGGGCCUCCGCCAUGCCCGGGAUGGUGCUUUUCGGUCGGCGCUGGGCAAUCGCCAGCGACGACCUGGUCUUCCCGGGGUUCUUCGAGCUGUCCCUGCGAGUGGUGUGGUGGAUUGGCAUUUUGACUUUGUACCUCAUGCACAGAGGGAAGCUGGACUGUGCAGGCGGCGCCCUGCUCAGCAGUUACUUGAUCGUUCUUCUUGUUCUCCUGGCAGUUAUUAUAUGUACAGUGUCUGCCAUCGUGUGUGUCAGCAUGAAAGGAACCAUCUGUAAUCCUGGACCACGGAAAUCUAUGUCCAAGCUGCUUUACCUACGCCUGGUGCUCUUUCUGCCAGAGAUGGUCUGGGCUUCUCUGGGGGCCGCCUGGAUAGCAGACGACGUUCAGUGUGACAAGACGGUGGUGAAUGGCAUCAUUGCCACCGUCAUCAUCAGCUGGAUUAUCAUCGUCUCCACUGUGGUCACCAUCAUCAUCGUCUUUGACCCCCUUGGGGGGAAAAUGGCUCCGUAUCCGUCCGCUGGCCCCAACCACCUGGAUAGUCGUGAGUCGAGCCAGCUUCUUCACGGCCUCAAGACGGCAGCUACCAGCGUGUGGGAAACCAGAAUCAAGUUCCUGUGCUGCUGUGUUGGGAAGGACGACCAUACUCGAGUUGCUUUUUCGAGUACGGCAGAGCUUUUCUCAACCUACUUUUCAGACACAGAUCUGGUGCCCAGUGACAUUGCGGCGGGCCUCACCCUUCUCCAUCAGCAACAGGACAGUAUCAGAAACAGCCAGGAGCUGGGCGAGGUGAUCAGCCAUUCCCCGGGGGCCCCCCAGGAAGCUGAUCUGGACGCCGAGUUAGCCAAUUGUCAGCAUUACAUGCAGUUUGCAGCAGCGGCCUACGGGUGGCCCCUCUACAUCUACCGGAACCCCUUCACCGGGCUCUGCAAGAUCGGCGGGGACUGCUGUAGGAGCGGGACGAUGGACUACGACCUGGUCGGUGGCGAGCAGCUGCACUGUCACUUUGGCUCCAUCCUGCACACGACGGGCCUGCAGUACAGGGACUUCAUUCACAUAAGCUUUCACGACAAGGUCUACGAGCUCCCCUUUUUAGUGGCUCUGGAUCACAGGAAAGAAUCCGUCGUGGUAGCCGUGAGAGGAACCAUGUCUCUGCAGGACAUCCUCACGGACCUGUCAGCGGAGAAUGAGACCCUCAACUUAGAGUGUGGGGUGCAAGACUGUUCGGCACACAAGGGGAUUUCUCAAGCCGCCAGAUACGUUUACCGGCGCCUCGUCAACGAUGGGAUUUUAAGCCAAGCAUUCAGCAUUGCUCCCGAGUACCGGCUGGUGGUGGUGGGCCACAGCCUGGGGGCGGGCGCCGCAGCGCUGCUGGCCAUCAUGCUCAGGAGCUCGUACCCUCUGGUGCGCUGCUAUGCCUUCUCCCCGCCCCGCGGGCUGCUCAGCAAAUCCCUUUAUGAAUACUCUAAGAACUUCAUCGUGUCCCUUGUCCUGGGGAAGGAUGUCAUUCCCAGGUUAAGUGUGACUAACCUGGAAGACUUGAAGAAGAGAAUCUUGCGAGUGAUUGCUCACUGUAACAAGCCCAAGUACCAGAUCUUGCUGCACGGGUGCUGGUACGAGCUGUUUGGAGGAAGCCCGGAUAACUUUCCAACAGAGCUGGACGGGGGUGCCCAGGCAGACCUGACGCAGCCGCUUCUGGGGGAGCAGAGCCUACUGACGCACGGGUCCCCGACCUACAGCUUCUCUAGCGACUCCCCCUUGGAGUCCCCCACCAAGUACCCCCCUCUCUACCCUCCCGGCAGGAUCAUCCACCUGGAGGAAGAAGGCACUUCAGGGAGGUUUUGCCGCUCUGCUGCUCGGUACAGUGCGAGGUGGUCACAUGAAUCCCAAUUCAGCAAGAUACUCAUCGGCCCCAAGAUGUUGACCGACCACAUGCCCGACAUCCUGAUGAAAGCCUUGGACAGCGUGGUGUCAGACGGGGCCAGCUACGUUUUCUGUCCAGCCGGAGGCAGCUCGAACGUGGACGUGGUGUAACCGGGGCUAAUGCCAACUGCUCCGGGCCCCAGACUCUCACUUCUGUUCUUAAACGGACAAAAUCAGUGAUUCCCAUGAUGCCAGUACCCCGGAUAUCCAGUGGUAGGAAUCUGAUGGGUACUAAAUUCGAUGGUCUACUAAAUCACUGAAUAAUUUGGGAAGUCAUUUUGAUCCCAGUAUUAGCAGGAUCAGUUCUCAGGAGAGAACACGGAGACGAUGGGACUCAUGUCGGAAGCUUUGGGAAGCUCCAGGGCAAUUCCUUGCUGAUCUGGGAACUGUCCCAGGAAAGGGUGGGAAUCCAAGGUCAGGUUUAAGACCCUGAGGGAUCCCUAGAUUCCCACCCCUGGUGCCACCUCUUCGCUGACAGGGUCUGACCUGUUCAGGAGUCUGAACUGGGCAUAGAUGUGCAGUUUCUUUUGCAAACUGGAUUUUCUCGGCUGCACAGACUCCGUACUCCGUCGUCAGGGCACAGGUGGGUUUUCUCCUGGGUGGCCCCAAGGGUCAGCCCCGAGGUCGGGCUGGGAACUGGGACCGCUGCCCCUGAGCACUCCAGUCGCCACAUCAAGCUGACUGCCUCGUUCGAACGUAAUAUUCUGGCUCUUGGAGGUCAGCAGUGGAUUCAGAGGGAGUUAAUAAAGCACUUACACGUGUC